GUAUGUCUGGCGGCUCUAUUAGAAUUGAGAACACAUCGAUGGUCUUACAGUAUAGUACAGCAGCACUGUAUUACCUUUCUUGGAUGAUGGACUCUCAUCCAGCUAACCUCAGCGCUGCAAACCGAGUGUGGCUGUUCAAAGGAUAUGGAAAUAAUGUAAUCUCUGUAUAUGAAACUGUAGAAGACAUGAAGCGUGGCAUACAAAGUGCGUCAAUUACACUUCCAUACAACUGGGCCGGUACCGGACAUGUUGUGUACAAAGGAAAUUUGUAUUUUCAGCGUUUGAAAACUCAGAAUAUUUUAAAAUAUGACAUCCAGAAAAUGGCGCUUAUGGCAGAAAAUCACAUGAAAGACGUAGGCAGUGGCAACACAUGUUCCUAUGGUUGGGGCGGUUACACUACCACUGACUUUGCCGUGGACGAGUACGGACUGUGGUUAGUGUACGGGAACAGGAGUAACAACUGUAACCUGGUCAUCGCCAAGAUCAACCCAGACACUCUCAACGUGGAGAAAUCGUGGGAGACGACCACUGAUAUCAGGAAAGUUGGAAACACGUUCAUGAAAUGUGGCGUGCUUUACGCCACGAAUUCCUACAAUGCUCAGUCAAAUUACAUCCGCUAUACCUAUGAUACCAACACUGGGAAACAAGAGACGCUUUCCUCGAAUAAGAUCUCGUUCAAACAACCUGGUACAUACAACACCAUGUUAGAUUACAACCCCCAUGAUGGUCUUUUGUAUUACGCUGAUAGUAGGGACGGAUAUAUUGCAACGUUUCCAAUUGUCCUAUCAGUGUAACAA
Molecule: messenger RNA, 797 nt
Organism: Lingula anatina
Lineage: Eukaryota; Metazoa; Brachiopoda; Lingulata; Lingulida; Lingulidae
Biological process (GO): signal transduction
Molecular function (GO): calcium ion binding
Source: RefSeq, a predicted model, not a curated record